UCUUCGUCCAACCACGUGCUAAUUGGACGGUAUUCAUUAUUAGAUUAGAGGGCCAUACCCUUCAAUUCUUGUUUCCCCAUUUCUUCUCCUCUCUGUUUCUCCUCCAUUUCUGUUCUGUUCUUCAAGUUUUGAUCUCCAAUGGCCAAGCCGGCCCUUGUCAUCGUCAUUUCCGUGACAAUUGCCGCUAUUGCCAUUGUGACAUCAUCUGUCCUCAUUGUCAAUUACCACAAACAAACUACCACCUUCAGCAAAACGGCCCCGCCCGCCGCCCAAAGGAUAUUUAUUUCCAUCCAGCAAGCAUGUAAUACCUCAAGAAACCCACAGGCUUGUGAAUCAUCCUUCGCACACAAGUUCGAUUCCAAUUCAUCACAACAACUAGACACCAUCGGAAUGCUCCAAUUCGCCACCCAAAUCACGUCGGAGAACCUCCAGGUCGCUAGAAACAUGGUCGACGCUAUCAUGGGAAAGCCCGGAUCAAAUAAUCCCAACAUCUCCAGAGCCGUUCAUAGCUGUAUGCAGGUCCUCGAUAAUGCAGUUUACCGUAUGUCAUUGACGAGUCAGGCCUUGCCACGCGGUCAAAUCAAGGACGCUAGAGCUUGGAUGGGUGCUGCCCUCGUGUAUGAAACCGCGUGCUGGUCAGGGUUGAACAAGACGGCAAAUGGGUCUCUUGUUAUGGAAACCGCGGCGUAUUCUGUUCAAACUGUACAGAAUAUGACCAGCGAUACCCUUAGCAUGCUGGCCGCUUACAAUUCGUUUGGUAAUCAAACCGGGUUAUGGGGUCCGGCUAAAACAGAGAGAGACGGGUUCUGGGACGAGGUUGUUAAUGGUGGUGGAGGAGGAUCUUUCGUCAAUUACAAGAACAAGGGCAUCCCUGUUGGCUUGCCGGAGAAUGUCACGGUUUGCAAAGCGGAGAAGAUAUGCGACUACAAGACGGUCCAAGAGGCGGUGACGGCUGCACCGGACACCAAUGGGAUGAACAAGUUCGUGAUUCGGAUCAAAGCGGGUAUUUACGAGGAGACGGUUCGGGUUCCAUUACAGAAGGAGAAUGUGGUCUUUUUAGGCGACGGAAUGGGUAAAACUGUCAUUACAGGAUCAUUGAAUGUUGGACAACCUGGUAUGUCCACCUAUGAGUCAGCUACUGUCGGAGUUUUAGGGGACGGGUUUAUGAUGAAGGACAUCACAGUCCAAAACACCGCCGGUCCAGACGGACACCAGGCAUUGGCAUUCCGGUCAGAUAGCGAUCACUCGAUAGUAGAAAACUGCGAAUUCAUCGGAAAUCAGGACACCCUAUGUUCCAACUCCCACAGACAAUUCUACAAAUCAUGCAUCAUCAAAGGCAACGUGGAUUUCAUAUUCGGAAUGUCAACUACCGUCUUCCAAGACUGUCAAAUCUUUAUAACUUCUCGUAAUCUAUCGUCCGAGAUCAAUGUGGUGGCUGCCCACGGCCGAUCAGAUCCUGCAUUGGCCACUGGUUUCGUGUUCCUAAACUGCUCCGUGAACGGUACUGAUGAGUUCUUGAAGGAAGUUGCGGCAAUGCCGGGUAAUCACAAGAGUUACUUGGGGAGGCCAUGGAAAGAAUAUUCAAGGACUGUUUAUAUAGGAUGUCAGAUUGGUGGUUUGAUUGCUCCACAAGGGUGGUUAAAUUGGAUUGGUGAUUUCGGAUUAGCCACGCUUUACUUCGGCGAGUAUAUGAAUUUAGGUCCAGGCGCCAAUUUGACAAGUAGAGAGGCAUGGAGUAGUCGAAUUCCAGCUGAUCAUGUAACAACAUAUUCAGUAGACAAUUUCUUACAGGGAAAUGAGUGGAUCCCCACAAUACCUUCAUCAUCGUAAUCAUGGUUUCUCUGUAAACUAGUUGAAUUGUAUAAAAAUUAGUAUCAUUGUCAACAAGAUCCUGAACAUCCAAUGAACAACAUUUUCAUUACAAAGGUAGUUAUACUAUCACAUUCAUUCGAGAACAAAGGAAGG
Messenger RNA from Impatiens glandulifera, 1965 nucleotides. Its product is annotated as probable pectinesterase/pectinesterase inhibitor 51. Gene Ontology annotation, biological process: cell wall modification. The transcript has 2 exons. Gene Ontology annotation, molecular function: pectinesterase activity; pectinesterase inhibitor activity. NCBI's taxonomy places the organism in Eukaryota, Viridiplantae, Streptophyta, Magnoliopsida, Ericales, Balsaminaceae. Bases 139 to 1830 code for a protein of 563 amino acids. The record is from RefSeq and is a predicted model, not a curated record.